Messenger RNA from Mauremys mutica (yellowpond turtle), 2506 nucleotides. Its product is annotated as deleted in malignant brain tumors 1 protein-like. The record is from RefSeq and is a predicted model, not a curated record. NCBI's taxonomy places the organism in Eukaryota, Metazoa, Chordata, Testudines, Geoemydidae. The transcript has 9 exons. Bases 1 to 2082 code for a protein of 693 amino acids. Gene Ontology annotation, cellular component: membrane.
AUGACAGAAUUCCCCGUGGCAGACUCCGGCAUCUCAGAAGUGGCUCAGCUCCGACUGGUGAACGGCCCGAGUCGCUGUGCUGGGAGAGUCGAGGUGCUUCACAACCAGCAGUGGGGAACCGUGUGUGAUGACAGCUGGGAUUUAGCUGAGGCCAGAGUCGUAUGCAGGCAGCUGGGCUGUGGGACGGCGUUAUCAGCCCCAGGAGGGGCUCGAUUUGGGCGAGGAUCAGACCGUAUCUGGCUUGAUGACGUCAGCUGUGCAGGGACAGAAACAGCCCUCUCCAUUUGCAGGGCUCGGCCUUGGGGAACCAAUGACUGUAACCAUGGAGAAGAUGCCGGUGUUGUGUGCUCAGGUACCGGCAUCUCAGAAGUGGCUCCGCUCCGACUGGUUGAUGGUUCGAGUCGCUGCGCUGGGAGAGUCGAGGUGCUUCACAACCAGCAGUGGGGAACCGUGUGUGAUGACAGUUGGGACAUAACUGAUGCUGGAGCUGUGUGCAGGCAGUUGGGCUGUGGAAUGGCGUUAUCAGCCCCAGGAGGGGCUCGAUUUGGGCGAGGAUCAGACCCUAUCUGGCUGGAUGACGUCAACUGUGCAGGGACAGAAGCUGUCCUCUCCGAUUGCAGGGCUCGGCCUUGGGGAACCAAUGACUGUAACCAUGGAAAAGAUGCCAGUGUUGUGUGCUCAGACUCAGGCAUCUCAGAAGUGGCUCAGCUCCGACUGGUGAACGGCCCGAGUCGCUGCGCUGGGAGAGUUGAGGUGCUUCACAACCAGCAGUGGGGAACCGUGUGUGAUGACAGUUGGGACAAAACUGAUGCUGGAGUCGUGUGCAGACAGCUGGGCUGUGGGACGGCGUUAUCAGCCCCAGGAGGGGCUCGAUUUGGGCGAGGAUCAGACCCUAUCUGGCUGGAUGACGUCAACUGCACAGGGAAAGAAGCUGCUCUCUCCGAUUGCAGGGCUCGGCCUUGGGGAACCCAUGACUGUAACCACAGAGAACAUGCUGGUGUUGUGUGCUCAGACUCAGGCAUCCCAGAACUAACUCAGCUCCGACUGGUGAACGGUUCGAGUCGCUGCGCUGGGAGAGUCGAGGUGCUUCACAACCAGCUGUGGGGAACCGUGUGUGAUGACGGCUGGGAUUUAGCGGAGGCCAGAGUCGUGUGCAGGCAGCUGGGCUGUGGGACGGCGUUAUCAGGCCCAGGCGGGGCUCACUUCGGCCAAGGAUCUGAGCGUAUCUGGCUGGAUGACGUCCACUGCACAGGGACAGAAGCUGCCCUCUCUGAUUGCAGAGCUCGGCCUUGGGGAUCCCAUAACUGUAACCACGGAAAAGAUGCUGGUGUUGUGUGCUCAGGCAUCUCAGAAGUGGCUCAGCUCCGACUGGUGAACGGCCCCAAUCGCUGCACUGGGAGAGUCGAGGUGCUUCACAGGCAGCAGUGGGGAACCGUGUGUGAUGACAGCUGGGAUUUAGCUGAGGCCAGAGUCGUGUGCAGGCAGCUGGACUGUGGGACGGCGUUAUCAGCCCCAGGGAAGGCUCACUUUGGCAAAGGAUCUGAGCGUAUCUGGCUGGAUGACGUCCACUGCACAGGGACAGAAGCUGCCCUCUCCGAUUGCAGGGCUCUGGUUUGGGGAACCCAUAACUGUAACCACAGAGAAGAUGCCGGUGUUGUGUGCUCAGACUCAGGCAUCCCAGAACUAACUCAGCUCCGACUGGUGAACGGUUCGAGUCGCUGCGCUGGGAGAGUCGAGGUGCUUCACAACCAGCUGUGGGGAACCGUGUGUGAUGACGGCUGGGAUUUAGCUGAGGCCAGAGUCGUGUGCAGGCAGCUGGGCUGUGGGACGGCGUUAUCAGGCCCAGGCGGGGCUCACUUUGGGCAAGGAUCUGAGCGUAUCUGGCUGGAUGACGUCCACUGCACCGGGACAGAAGCUGCCCUCUUCGAAUGCAGGGCUCUAGCUUGGGGAUCCCAUAACUGUAACCACGGAGAAGAUGCUGGUGUUGUGUGCUCAGGGGCUGCUAACGAGGAGUUUCGCAAGGGAGUUCUCCAGGUGAAGGAGGUGCAAACAAAGCAUCCUGGGGACGUGUACAGGCCAUGAGAGGUGCAGGAUGUUGGAAGAUAAGCGUCUCAGUUUAGCUUUUUCAAAGAUUGAUUUCAAUGUGUCAGAGCCAGCAGAAGAGGGAAGAAGAGGACACUCAAGCACUGAAGGAACAUUUCAGAAAUUUGGAAAUAUGAGGAAUUUUUGGUUUUUGAAGAGAGAAAUAAAGAGCAAUAUGAGUUUAAACCUACCUGAUUUCUUAACUGGGAAUGAGGAUGUGUGUCAAUUUCAGACUAGUUCCUCCUGUGCAAAGGGAAAAUGUGAGUUUGAUGUAAAGAGAUGAUGCUGUAUUAUAAAUUAUAAUUUUAUUUCUGUUACAUGUAUGCUGGCCUGUAAUGUAUGAGAGGGCUCACUUUCUAUUUCAUCAUAUGAGUCAGAAUUUUCUUUUUGUUAUCUUUAUACAACUAUUAAUUUCAAUUUCCUU